Corapipo altera (White-ruffed manakin) is the source of this 5791-nucleotide messenger RNA. RefSeq names its product cytoglobin (gene CYGB). NCBI's taxonomy places the organism in Eukaryota, Metazoa, Chordata, Aves, Passeriformes, Pipridae. The record is from RefSeq and is a predicted model, not a curated record. Gene Ontology annotation, molecular function: heme binding; oxygen binding; iron ion binding. The coding region runs from base 470 to 1009 and encodes 179 amino acids. Gene Ontology annotation, biological process: oxygen transport. The transcript has 3 exons.
GUGGAGAAAAAAAAAAAAAAGAGAAGGAGGGAGGAGUGGGAGAGAGGAGGAGAGAGGGAGAAAGUGAGCUCACGUUCACACAUUGGUGAAGAGGCUGGUCUUGCAAUGCCUUUGAAUAUUUUACUUUUAGGCAGUUCCUCAUCAGUCAGCCACACACAUCCGAGGCGAGCUGAAGCUAACUACAGCCAUGGACAGCACUGGGAGAUCUGAGAUCUGACUGCACGCAUCAUACCUCCGGGAUAUUUUUUAAAUUACAUAUAUAAACACGCCGACAGGCAGCCGAGCUCACACACACACACACACACACACACACACACACACUCUCAUACACAUCCACACAUCGCAGAGCCGCCAGCACCCGCACGGCCGCCGAGCAAACACCUUGUCUCCUCUCACAGGAUAUACCCGCUCACACACAUCUCUCUUUAUCUCCUCCUGGCUUCCCGGAGGAUCCUGCCGGCUGUUUUUCAUGGAGAAAGUCCAGGGAGAAAUGGAGAUUGAGAGAUGGGAAAGAAGUGAAGAGAUCUCAGACGCAGAAAAAAAGGUUAUUCAAGAGAUAUGGAGCAGAGUAUAUGCGAACUGCGAGGACGUUGGGGUCUCCAUACUCAUCAGGUUUUUUGUGAACUUCCCCUCGGCCAAGCAGUACUUCAGCCAGUUCAAGCACAUGGAGGACCCCCUGGAGAUGGAGAGGAGCUUGCAGCUGCGUAAGCACGCCCGGCGGGUCAUGGGGGCCAUCAACACUGUGGUGGAGAACCUCAAUGACUCCGAAAAGGUCUCCUCCGUCCUGGCCCUGGUGGGCAAAGCCCAUGCCCUCAAGCACAAAGUGGAGCCCAUCUACUUUAAGAAACUCACUGGUGUCCUGCUGGAGGUCAUUGCUGAGGAAUACCCCAACGACUUCACCCCGGAGGCUCACGGUGCCUGGACCAAGAUGAAGACCCUCAUCUACACCCACGUGACGGCGGCGUACAAGGAGGUGGGCUGGGCUCAGUACCCCACUGCCACCCUGUGAGCGGCCAGCGGGGCCAGGCGAGGGGCAGGGAGGGCUUCACUCACCCCAGGACUUCACUCUGGUCUCUUCUCAAGAUCUUUGCUCAGUCUGAGGAGCCUGGUAGGGCCAGCUCUGUCAGCUGCCAAGUCACAAUUUGAUCUCCAUGGGGUUUAAAAACAAAAGAAAUAAGCCAAAAAAACCUACAGAACCACAAAGGGUGUGGGUGGGUCGGGGUGAAGCAGUUGCAGGGGACGCUGGAAGGGGAUGCAGAGGGUGAGGGGAGAGCACUGGUUGUUGGCUCCAUCUUACUGUCCUGGCCUGUCCACCACCACCUCCCAAAUCCUGCACCUCACUUGCGCCAUCUCAAAGUCCCUUGCACAAGCGCUGCCGCCCCGUUCGAUGAUGAACAACACAACCCUCAUUUUCCGUGCAAAGCCCCUGGGUUAGGCCCGGCUUUGGGGGGCACAGUGCUUAUGGAGACGUCCAGCUGCCCAGCUGGCACUGAAAAUGCUUUGCUUUGCACUUUGUGUGUCCCCUGGCAGGGUGGCAGAGCUGACAGCUGUGCCCACAGCGCUCUCGGUGCCCGUCACCCUGCACUCUGGGCUGGCUGCAGUCACCCUGCACUCUGGGCUGGCUGCAGCUGUCACCUCUCCCGUCACCCACAGUCCCUCUCCUUGGCUGGCUGCUGCAAACCCCCCUGGGGCUGGAGGGAGUGAGGGGGAGGGAGAGACGUGCUCCUGCAGCGUGAGAGAGUGGGGAAGGAGGGGGAUGCCUUUGGGCUGCCUCCCCUCGUGCCUCGGAGCAUGGUGUGUAGGUGGGAUCCCUGUGUCAUAUGUAGGGAGCUGGUGAGUCCACCCACUGCCCUUCAGCUCCCUGAGGAUGAGCUUGGGUGGCACAUGUUGUGCCAUUGCCCUGGGAGCUGGUGUGUGUAGGUCUGUCUGUCCAGCUCUGCCCUGCACGGUGAGAAGGGGGGUUUGGGCUGUGACCAGGAGGGGAAAGAUGGUAUGGACACAGCAGGAGGGAUUCCUAGGUGUGAAGAAAGGUCCCUUCUCUGUUAAAAUUAAUAAAUAACUUGUUGUAUAUUUACAUAUUCCUGCCCUCUUGGUGACACUGGGUUCCUUCAAAUAAAGUGCCUGGUAGAAAUCAGCCCAUGCAGGAGCUGUGUGCCCUGCCCGGGGACGGCAGUGCUCCUAUCUGUGCCUGACAGAGGCUUCUCCCCUGCCCCCCAAAAAGUGGUUGCAGGGCUCGCAGCACUCAUCCUGCCUCCAACACCAACUCCUGCUGGGCCUCCGGGUGAGUCUGCUCGGUUUGUGCCUCAGUUUCCCCUGCAGUUACAGGAAAAAGGGAGGAGAAGCAGCCCCGUUGCCUCCUGCCCAUGAGUGGUUGGAUUUAUAGGAUUUCUGGGAACUGAUUGGCAAGGGGUUGAGGAUGUGCCAGAUGUGCUGGGAAGCUUUGGAAUCCUUGUCAUCCAGUAUUUCCCUAAAGGUCUCUUAUUUUUAGAGCUCUAGCACUAAGGACAAUGUUAUCUGUUGAAGUGGAAGGGGGUUCCCUUCCAAGAUUUCCUCUGGCCUCACUCCACUACUUGUCCUGGAGAGCUGGCAGCUUCCUGAGAGAGACCAGCUCCUCUCCUGGAUGCCAGCUGGAUAGGCAGAGAGCCCAUGGUUCCUACUGGGAUCCCCAGGGCCACCUUGGGGACAUCCCCCUGCCAUGGGGACACGGACCCCAGCCCUGCCCUUUCCACUGUGCCAAGGUGUCAGCACAGCCCGUGGCUGGGGAGCAACCCCAGGACUGCUGCUCAGAGCAGCAGGGCAGGUGUGUCUGGGUGAAUGUGCCCCUCCUUGGAGGGCUCUGUUGGAUGCAGCCAGGAGUUUGUGCCAUCACCCAGUGCCCUGGCUCUGGGCAAAGUGGAUUUGGAGAAGGCUCUAAACCUCUUGGCUGCAUUCCCCAGUGUUCCCUUACCUUCCUGCAGAGCCAGAGGAGCAGAGUUAGUCCCAGAAUAGCUCCAGGGCUUCAAUAAUGUCACUACAGCCAAUCUGGCCUUGCAGUUCUUUCCUUCCUAUGUCCCACAGUAAAACUGAUGGAGCAAUGGCACCUGGAGUGAUGGCACAUCCUGGGUGUCCAUUGGGUGGAAGUUAUGGCUCAGGGCACAGCUGUCCUUGGCAUGGCAGGGUGUGAGAUCAAGGAGGUUGAAAAAGGAAGGCACAGGGUGACAGGUGAUGCUACCUUUGCUCAUGAGGCGGGCUGUCAUUUAGAGCCAACACCCCCAAAAUUCAGCCCAUCAGCCUGCACUGGUGAAGGUGCCAGCAGCUGCUGCCUCUGGCUCCCAUCAGAGUGUCAAAGCAGCUGCUCAUCCCUCAUGUCAGUGAAGGCAUCCUUCAAGCAGCUGUUGCUGCCCAGGUCGGGAAUGGAUGGGAAAAGCCCGUUCAGCAUUGACUUUGCUCCAGUGCAGGACUGGAGAGCAAUUUCUUGGACAAGACUGUUAGAUUAUAUUUUUGUGUGUGCACAUCAGAGGACUCUCACGAGCACAGCUUCCCCAGUUCCUGCCAAAACCUUGAGGCCAGCAGCACAUGUUUUUGAUGAGUUCAUGUACUCCCUGUGCCCUGCAGUUGCUGGGCCAGGGGUGUUUCUGUAGAGGGAUGUUUCAUCUUCAGACAAAAUUUGCACAUUAACCUUCAAGGUUAAUAUUGUCCAGGUGGGAAUUUUAUUUUUGCAGUGCAAGCCCUUCCCUUCCCACGACCAAAACUGGGCUCCCAGUCCACAGGGAAGCCACUUUGGGGUGGCUGGAAAGUCCCCAUGUUUGUACCUGACCCACCCGAGUGCCUUGGUUUUGGGGGAGCAGCAGGGAGGUCCUCCCACUUAGUUUCUCCUUUCUUUUUUUACAUCUCCAGAAAAAAACCUGACCCACGGCCUCGUGUGCCCACGCAUGUGUGUGCUGGGCUUGAGGUUUUUUUCCAGGAACGUUUUCCUAAAGCAAAUCCAGAUGUGUGCAGCUGCUGUCCCUCGAGGAGUGCCCUCUCCCCCCGCCCCCCAUCAGCCAAAUUGCAGGCCAGUCCAAUAGAUGCAAACAAAAACAUGUUUAUUUUUACCAGUUUCGUAGGAAGUAACAUGAAGCAGGAGGGCAGCCAGGGCAAAGCUCCGGGGGGGGGGAGGAGAUGGAGAUAAAGCGAACGCCCCCUCUUUGCCGCCCGCAGCAGAGGAGGUAUUGCUUAAACCGGGAAAAAUUCUCAUCUGGGGAGAGAUGAAAAUGAACAGAAAAAGGGAAAAAAAAAAAUACCAUUCCAGAGUGACAGGGCUGAUAAAUGCCGAGUGGAAGAGCAGAAAGGGAGGCCGGGUCCUGGCUCUGUGCGUGGCUCUCCAGCACACACACACACGCACAGUCGUUCCCUGUUACUGCCAGCCCCAUCCACCCCCAUCCCUGAACCCUCCACAGCUGACUGGGGACCCCCUUAUCCCCCCCUUUCCAUCAGGUCUAUCUAACUCUCUGGGGCUUGAUGUUUCACCUCCUGGCACUCUUAGGCUGAGCUUAGGGCACUUUAGGAUUGGUUUUGCUCUCCUUGGUGGUGGUAGGUAGGGACCAACUUGCAAAGUCCUUCCCCCAAAAUUCACAGGUAAGAAGUUGGGGCUCAGGGCAUGAUGCCAGCACAUGCUGCUCUCUCUCCUGCCCUGGGGAGGAUCCCUGUGUCCCCCAGCCCUGUCCAACCCCUGGCUCAGCACAUUGCCAUUGCCAUCAGGGCUGGGCUUGUACCUGUGAUUGGGAUGGGAAAACCUUUGUGACCCCUGCCAGAGGCAGAUGGAUGAUGAGUAAGGGGGGGAUUUGGUGUCCCUAGGGUAGGUUUUUCCCCCCAAGCACCUCAUCCUGGCUCUCUUUGGGGACACCCACUCAUAUCAACCAACUUUUGUCGCCCCACCCCAAGUUCAAUGUUUGGUCAGAGGGAGCUGAGUGCUGGAGGGAAUGGGAAGUGUUGGGUUGGAGUGGGACACAGAUCCUGUCCACCCUAUCCACUCCCUCCCUGUGGCCAACAUUCAUGGCAGGUUUAGCUCCACAGGCACCUGAACAGCUGGAGAGGCACCCCAGCACCACCACAACCCUUAGGGACCUUGUGCCACCACCCUCAUCUUCUCUUGUGGUGAGACAAAUCCCCAAGGCAGCUGAGCCACGGGUUCUUCCACGGGAGUCCUCUUGCAUCCCUGCCAUUUUGCUCCACUUUGUCCCAGUAAAGGGGAUCCCAGUGUCUCCCCACUCUCUGGGGGUGCCCAGUGACUUCAGUGGGGACCAGAUUUUGUCUGGCUGGACUCUGGUGCCAGAACUCAGCCUUCCCUGCCCCUUGCCGUGGGGAAGCUGCCCUGGUGCAGAGAUGCCGGUGCGAGGGCUGCUUGGGUCCAGCACUGGUGAAACCAGACAGAUGGAUGGGAGGGAAACCCAUGUGCUAACCUUGGACCAACUUAGGGAAAGGGAGGGAUAAAACUACCCGCCUGGGUCUGACCUCUCCGACAGGCUGCGGCGCUAAUUAUUUUCCAUAGCUGAAGUUGUCUCUAAUUGUUAGUAUGUCUUAACCAGUCCCAGCGUGACCCACAGACAUGAGCUGGCGUGGUCUGAUGUAACUCCGUGUCUUUCCUGUUCCUGCUGCAGAUACUGUUCAUGUUCGUGUUUCUCGGCGCUUCCGUGCUGGUUUUAUACUUGGCCGUUCCGUGUACGAUGGGUGUAACUUGUUUUUCUUUUUGUAGGUUUUUAGUAUGUUUGUAACCGGACAAAAUGGUGUUAUUAAACUGAAACUUGUAUCUUCAGUGGAUAAAUCAAUCAAA